Molecule: messenger RNA, 2899 nt
Organism: Phodopus roborovskii (desert hamster)
Lineage: Eukaryota; Metazoa; Chordata; Mammalia; Rodentia; Cricetidae
Gene: Iws1
Product: interacts with SUPT6H, CTD assembly factor 1
Exons: 14
Coding region: 303-2675 (790 amino acids)
Biological process (GO): poly(A)+ mRNA export from nucleus
Cellular component (GO): nucleus
Source: RefSeq, a predicted model, not a curated record
CGACGGGAGGGUGACGGCGCCUGCGCACUGCGAUUCGUUGAGGGUCGUGGGCCGGCGCCAUUUUGGCCCCAGAGGUGCUUCUGGGAAGUUGCGUGCGGGUCUUCACUUUGCGGGCCUGUGAGGUACGGCCCUUUUUGAUAGCUGGGGUUUCCAGGUCGAGGCGUCUGCGCCCGUCGCUGCCGACCUCUCCGGACUCUCGGACGGGCCAGGGGCGCUACGCCGCCGAGGGAGGUCACUCGCCAGGAAGGACGCGACGGGGGCGGCGCGUGGCGCGGACACUCCCCGCCGAGAGCCCGCCCGCCAUGGACUCGGAGUACUACAGCGGCGACCAGUCAGAUGAUGGUGGUGCUACUCCAGUCCAGGACGAGCGGGAUUCGGGGUCAGAUGGUGAGGAUGAUGUAAACGAUCAGCCCUCCGGAUCCGACACUGGAAGUAUAGACCAGCAUUCAGAGAAUGAAACUAGUGACAGAGAAGAUGACUUGAAUAAGAGACAGAAUGGAACAGACUCUGAGGAUGAGCCCUACAAACUUAAUGCCAGUGACUCUGAGAGUGAGGAACUUCACAGGACAAAGGAUAGUGACUCUGAAUCUGAGGAACAUGCAGAGUCUCCUGCCAGUGAUUCUGAAAAUGAAGAUGUCAACCAGCAUGGGAGCGACUCUGAAAAUGAAGAGCUUCUUAAUGGGCAUGCAAGUGACUCAGAAAAGGAAGAGAUUAGAAAGCGAGCUGCCAGUGACUCUGAUGCUGAGGACACUCUGCAGCCUCAGGGCAGCGAGUCUGACAGUGAGGAUCCCCCAAGGCCCCAGGCCAGUGACUCAGAAACUGAGGAGCCUCCCAAACCUCGAAUAAGUGAUUCAGAAAGUGAGGAGCUCCCCAAACCUCGAAUCAGUGACUCGGAAAGUGAGGAGCCUCCAAGGCCACAGGCUAGUGACUCGGAAAGCGAGGAGCUCCCCAAACCUCGAGUCAGUGACUCGGAAAGCGAGGAGCCUCCAAGGCCACAGGCCAGUGACUCGGAAAGUGAGGAGCUCCCCAAACCCCGAGUUAGUGACUCGGAAAGCGAGGAGCCUCCAAGGCCACAGGCCAGUGACUCGGAAAGUGAGGAGCUCCCCAAACCUCGAGUCAGUGACUCGGAAAGUGAGGAGCCUCAGAAAGGACCUGCUAGUGAUUCAGAAGCUGAGGAUGCCUCCAGACACAAAGACAAACCAGAGUCAGAUGAUAGUGAUGGAGAGAAUAAGAGGGAAGAUUUGGAAAUGCAGAAUGAGUCAGAGGGCCAUACAGACAGAAAAAGACUCCACAGCUCUGAUAGUGAGGAGGAAGAACCAAAAAGGCAGAAAAUGGAUAGUGAUGAAGAUGAAGAGAAGGAGGGGGACGAGGAGAAAGUAGUAAAGCGGAAGGCUGCUGUGCUUUCUGAUAGUGAAGACGAAGACAAAGCAUUGGCAAAGAAGAGUCGAGUUGUCUCUGAUGCUGACGACUCUGAUAGUGAUGUUGUAUCAGACAAGUCAAGCAAAAGAGAGAAGACAGCAGCAUCUGACAGUGAAGAAGAAGUAGGAAAAGAAGAAUUGUCUGUAAAGAAGAAUGAAGAGAAGGAUCUAUUUGGGAGUGAUAGUGAAUCAGGCAACGAAGAAGAAAAUCUUAUUGCAGAUAUAUUUGGAGAAUCUGGCGAUGAAGAGGAAGAGGAAUUUACAGGUUUUAACCAAGAAGAUUUGGAGGAAGAGAAGAGCGAAACCCAGCUAAAAGAGGCAGAAGAUUCCGAUUCCGAUGAUAACAUAAAGAGAGGAAAGCAUAUGGACUUUCUGUCUGAUUUUGAGAUGAUGUUACAACGAAAAAAGAGCAUGUGCGGCAAACGCAGACGAAAUCGAGAUGGAGGCACUUUUAUUAGUGAUGCAGAUGAUGUUGUGAGCGCCAUGAUUGUAAAGAUGAAUGAAGCUGCUGAGGAAGACAGGCAAUUGAAUAAUCAAAAAAAGCCAGCACUGAAAAAAUUGACCUUAUUGCCUACUGUGGUUAUGCACCUUAAAAAGCAGGACCUUAAAGAAACAUUUAUUGACAGUGGUGUGAUGUCUGCCAUCAAAGAAUGGCUCUCACCUCUACCAGAUAGGAGUCUGCCUGCACUGAAGAUUCGGGAGGAAUUGUUGAAGAUUCUGCAAGAGCUACCUAGUGUGAGCCAGGAGACCCUGAAGCAUAGUGGGAUUGGACGAGCAGUGAUGUAUCUGUAUAAACACCCCAAGGAAUCAAGGUCCAACAAGGAUAUGGCAGGGAAAUUAAUCAAUGAGUGGUCUCGGCCCAUAUUUGGUCUUACUUCAAACUAUAAAGGAAUGACAAGAGAAGAAAGGGAGCAGAGAGAUCUAGAACAAAUGCCUCAACGACGAAGAAUGAGCAGCACUGGUGGUCAGACACCACGAAGAGACUUGGAGAAGGUGCUGACAGGAGAGGAAAAGGCUCUUAGACCUGGAGAUCCUGGCUUCUGUGCCCGUGCUAGAGUCCCAAUGCCAUCAAACAAGGACUAUGUCGUCAGGCCCAAGUGGAAUGUAGAAAUGGAGUCGUCUAGGUUUCAGGCAACCUCCAAGAAAGGUAUCAGUCGACUGGAUAAACAGAUGAGAAAGUUCACAGAUAUCAGGAAAAAAAGCAGAUCUGCACAUGCAGUGAAAAUCAGCAUCGAGGGCAAUAAAAUGCCAUUGUGACCUUGCCUGGGACAUGUCCCCAUCUCUAAAAAUGCACAAUGGACUAUCUUGAGAAAGAAGAUACUUAUAAAUGUUUAGUGUGUCUAAAUGGUUCCACUUGUAUCACCUGUUGUCGCAGGACGAACAUUUCUCUCCAUUGUAUUUAAGACCAGUUGUCUGCUUUGUACAGAAGAGUACUCCUCCUUCUAUAAACUGUACGUAAUAAAAUUUCAUUCUGGUUUUGG